GAGUUCUCUCCAGAGGAGUGGAAAUGCCUAGACUGUGCUCAGUGGAAUUUGUAUAGGGAUGUGAUGUUGGAGAACUACAGAAACCUUGUUUCCCUGGGUCUUGCUGUCUGUAAGCCAUAUCUGGUCACAUUUCUGGAGCAAAGAAAUGAGCCUGGAGCCACAUAUUCAGAGAGCCUUUGGAAAUAUAACACAUCUGUGGAAGAUGUUGAUCAACUAACCAUCCAUCACGAUGUCCAUAUUCAAGAAAAGUCUUACAAACAUAGAGAAUGUAGAAGUGCUUUUAUUGAUUCAACCUGUGACCACCAUCAGAGGGUUCAUGAAGAUAAGCUCUAUAGAUGUAAAGAUUGUGGAAAAGCCUUUAAAUAUCAUUCAACCUUUACUGUACACCAAAUAAUUCACACUGGAACAAAACCAUUCAAAUGUAAAGAAUGUGGCAAAGCUUUCAAUAGAAGCACAAACCUCACUCGACACCAGGUAACUCAUAAAAGACAGAAACCAUACAAAUGCCAACUGUGUGACAAAGCCUUCAACAAAAGUACAAACCUCACUCGACACCAGAUAACUCAUAAGAGAGAGAAGCCAUACAAAUGUGAUGAAUGUGGCAAAGCCUUUCAUGCAUGUUCAGUUCUUACUCAACACCAGAUGAUCCAUACUGGGGAGAAACCCCACAAAUGUAAAGAAUGUGGCAAAACCUUUAAAUACCCAUCAAUUCUUACUCGACACCAAAUAGUUCACAGUGGAGCAAAACCUUAUAAAUGUAAAGAAUGUGGCAAAGACUUCAAUAGUAAUACAAACCUCACUCGACAUCAUAUGAUUCAUUCAGGGGAGAAACCAUACAAAUGUCAUGAAUGUGGCAAAGCUUUUACGACAUACUCAAUCCUCACUCAACACCAAAUAAUUCAUACAGGGGAGAAACCCUAUAAAUGUGAUGAAUGUGGCAAAGCCUUUAAAUAUCACUCAACACUUUUUCAGCACCAUAUAAUUCAUACUGGGGAGAGACCCUACAAAUGCCAAGAAUGUGGAGAAACCUUCAGUCGUCGAGGAACACUUACUCAACACCAGAUAAUCCACACAGAAGAGAAGCCCUACAAAUGUAAAGAAUGUGACAAAACCUUUAAGUGUUCUGCAUACUUGAUCCAACAUAUGAAAAUUCACUGGGAAGGGCUGCCUUAUAGAUGCAGAGAAUGUGAUAAACGCUUUAAAUGUUCCUCACAGCUUAAUGAGCAUCAGAGAAUUCAUACUGGAGAGAAGCCCUAUGUGUGUAAACAAUGUGGCAAGGACUUUAUCCGUUCUUCGGAUCUUACCAAACAUCAAAGAAUCCAUACCGGAGAGAAACCCUAUAGAUGUAAGGACUGUGGAAAAGCCUAUUACUGUUCUUCACAGCUUAAUCGGCAUCAGAUAAUUCAUACUGGAGAGAGACCCUAUAGUUGUCAAGAUUGUGGCAAAGCCUUUAAUAAUCGCUCAACCCUUUCUCUACAUCAGAAAAUUCAUUCUGGAGAGAAGCCCUAUAGUUGUAAGGAAUGUGGUCAAGCCUAUUACUGCUCUUCACAACUUAAUCGACACCAGAAAAUCCAUACUGGAGAGAGACCAUAUGUAUGUAAAGUAUGUGGCAAAGAUUUUGUCACUUCCUCAAACCUUAAGCGGCACCAGGAUAUUCAUACUCGAGUGAAGCCCUAAUAGUGCAAAGAGUGGCAAACCUUUGAUAGUAGAUCAGCCAUUACUCAGCACUAGGUAAUUCAUACAGGAGACAAACCCUAGAUGUGCCAGGAAUAUGGUGAAGUCUUUAGCAUUUGCACUUUACUUGACACUGAUAGACUCGUACAUGAGGGAAAUACUAGAAAUGUAGGGAUUAUGCCAGAAGCCUAACACCUAAGUAUCCAUGUUGGAAAGGCAUCUUCAAGGCCCAUCAUACAGCUCCCAGAACAACCAGACAUUUAGCAUUGAAAUACUAUUACAAAUAUAAAGAAUAUAUUGAAAUAAUUGCCUGUGUCUUAAAUCUUACAUAAAAGGCUUAGUGUAUGGGAGUCUUACAAAUAUGCAAAAUAUUACAAAACCUUGGACUCCUGGUUAUAAUGUACUAGACAUCGUUAGUUGAUCUGAUUGAAAGAAAUAGAUGAUGAUUGGUAGGUAUCUCUUAAAGGAUGUAAAUUUGUUAAAAAUCCAAAUUUACAGUUGGGUGUGGUACUGCAUGCCUUUAAUCCCAGCACUCAGGAGGCAGAAAUAGGAGGAUUGCCAUGAGUUUAAGGUCACCCUGAGACUACAUAGUGAAUUCCAGGUCAACCUGGGCUAGAA
Jaculus jaculus (lesser Egyptian jerboa) is the source of this 2292-nucleotide messenger RNA. RefSeq names its product zinc finger protein 726-like. The transcript is spliced from 3 exons. NCBI's taxonomy places the organism in Eukaryota, Metazoa, Chordata, Mammalia, Rodentia, Dipodidae. The record is from RefSeq and is a predicted model, not a curated record. Gene Ontology annotation, biological process: negative regulation of transcription by RNA polymerase II; regulation of immune system process; regulation of cytokine production. The coding region runs from base 64 to 1677 and encodes 537 amino acids.